Eruca vesicaria subsp. sativa (arugula) is the source of this 1197-nucleotide messenger RNA. The record is from the annotation of a GenBank genome assembly. Lineage: Eukaryota; Viridiplantae; Streptophyta; Magnoliopsida; Brassicales; Brassicaceae.
AUGUAUGUCUACAGAAACUUGGAAGGAAACAAGUUAGUGGGUGCUCUUCCGGCCAAACUACUGGAAAGAUCAAAUAAGAAGUCGCUUGUGCUAAGAUAUGGCGGGAAUCCGGACCUCUGUGUGUCUGCUUCAUGUCAAAAUACAAAUGAGCAGACAAAGAAUGUGUACAUCAUUCCAAUAGUAGGAUCAGUGGCGGGAGUGUUUAGUCUUGUAGUAGCGAUAGCUUUGUUCUUGAUGUACAAGAAGAGACACCCAAGCGAAGUUGUGAAAGUUACAAACAACUUUGAGAGGGUACUUGGACAAGGAGGUUUCGGAAAAGUAUACCAUGGUGUCCUAAAUGAAGAGCAAGUCGCUGUCAAGAUUCUGUCUGAAUCAUCAGCUCAAGGGUACAAAGAGUUCAGAGCAGAGGUUGAACUUCUGCUGAGAGUUCAUCACAAAAACCUAACCGCACUUAUUGGAUACUGCAACGAAGGGAAGAACAUGGCGCUUAUAUACGAGUUCAUGGCUAAUGGAACCUUAGGAGAAUAUUUGUCAGGUCAAAAACCUUAUGUCUUGAGCUGGGAAGAGAGGCUACAAAUAUCAUUAGAUGCUGCACAAGGGCUUGAGUAUCUUCACAAUGGCUGCAAACCUCCCAUUGUACAAAGGGAUGUAAAGCCGGCUAAUAUACUAAUCAACGAGAAGCUUCAGGCCAAGAUUGCUGACUUUGGGUUAUCCAGAAGUGUUGCACUGGACGGUACUAACCAGGAUACAACUGCAGUUGCUGGAACUAUUGGUUAUCUUGACCCUGAGUACCAAUCGAUGCAACAGUUAAGUGAGAAGAGUGAUGUUUACAGCUUUGGUGUGGUUCUUUUGGAGGUGGUGACGGGCCAACCGGUGAUUUUACGUUCAAGAACAACAGCAGAGAACAUACACAUAACCGACCGGGUCGAGUUGCUUCUGUCCACAGGAGAUAUCAGAGGCAUUGUGGAUCCAAAGCUAGGAGAGAGGUUUGAUGCUGGUUCGGCUUGGAAGAUCACUGAAGUAGCAAUGGCUUGUGCGUCUCGUAGCUCUAAAAAUAGACCUACCAUGAGCCAGGUCGUUGCUGAACUGAAAGAGAGUGUAAGCAGAGCAAGAGUCAGUGGAGGUUCCGGCGCCAGUAGUUAUACAGAGCCGGCGAUGACGGCUGCUGACUCGGGAAUGUUUCCUCAGGCGAGGUAG